Messenger RNA from Pelobates cultripes (western spadefoot toad), 153 nucleotides. NCBI's taxonomy places the organism in Eukaryota, Metazoa, Chordata, Amphibia, Anura, Pelobatidae. The record is from the annotation of a GenBank genome assembly.
UCUGGAUGCAGAGGAAAUCAGCAAAUCAUCCAAAUAAAUGAGACAUUGCACGCCCGAGGUUCGGAUGUGAGCCAUCACCAGCUUCAGGAGCUUCAGCAGCUUUGUGAAGCCCCACGGAGCAGAGCUGAGACCAAAAGGCAGACAUGUGAACUG